GUCCUUCCAAUUACCUUCGCACAACUACACGCACGAAUUCACGCCACCUUGACGACCACGUUAAUAGAUACCUUCCCUAUCAGACGAACAUCCAUUUAUCCAGAUUUUAUCACCUGAUCGACAAAAAUACAAUGGCGGACACACCGGAGAAACAGCCGGUCAUCGUUGAAGAAUCGAAGCCGACAGCCGACGAAACGACUCCUGCUACUGCAACCGAGACAACAGAGCAGCAAAAUGCCAACACACCCGCCACAGACGAUGCGGACAUUCUUGUUGACAAUGAUAUCAAGUCAAGAAAAGUCACACUCGCUGACCUGACUGCCAAAGCUUCGGCGCUGUAUGUGAGGAAGGAGUACAACCAAGCGGCCGAUCUUUAUUCGGCCGCUGUAGCCAUGGCAGUCGAUAUGACCGACGGACUCGAUAUCCACCCCGACAAUGGCGAGAUUUUCUUUCUGUACGGUCGCAGCAUGUUCAAGAUUGGUCAGGCGAAGAGCGACGUGCUCGGCGCCAAGGCAGCCGGCGAGAAGAAAACAGACAAGGCACAGCCCAAGGCCGUUGAGGCGGAAGCGAAGAAGUCGACGCAGGAAAGCGUUGCGGCUGCGGUGGUGGAAGUGAGCGACAACAAGAAGGCCGAGCCCGGUCCGGCCAAAAAGCCCUUGUUCCAGUUCGAGGGAGACGAGAACUUUGAGGCCUCAGACGAAGACGAGGAGGAUGACGAAGCUGAGGAUGGAGACGAAGAGGAUGAGAUGGAAAUCGCGAACGACACCCUUGAGAUUGCACGUCUCUCGCUUGAAAAGAGACUAGCUCUGCUAGAAGAACAGGAGAGCCAGACCAAUGGCAAGGGCAAGGGCGUCGUUCAAGAAGGCGACAGCGCCAACGUUCGCCAUGUCAAGGAGCGCCUAGCUGAUACCUACGACCUUUUGGCGGAAAUCAAUUUGGAGAAUGAAAAGUUUUCCCUCGCAAGCCAGAAUUUCCGCGAAUCCCUGAAGUACAAGAAAGAACUCUACCCACCCGAGUCGGAGAUUCGCGCCGAAGCCCAUUACAAGCUUGCGCUCGCCCUCGAAUUCGCCUCCAUGACAACUACGGCAGAGGCAGGCGCUGACCAGGCACUGGAUGAGGAUUUGCGAGAGGAAGCCAUCUCGGAGAUGGAGGCGGCCAUUGCAAGCACGAAGCUCAAGCUCCAGGCUAAAGAGGUCGAGUCGGCUGAGACGGCCAACCCUGAGGAGAACACUGCCACCAAGGCUCAGAUAAGCGACGUGCGGGACAUGAUCGAGGACAUGGAACACCGGCUCGAGGAGAUGCGGAAGCCCGCCAUCGACUUCAAAUCCGUCCUCGGGACGGCCGCCGGUGAUGCUCUUCAAGGCAUCUUCGGGUCCGCGCUCGGAGAGACACCCGCUCAGAUGAAUGUUCGCGUCCAGGAUGCUAAGAAGACGGCAACCGAUCUCACUGGCCUAGUGCGGAAGAAGGAGAAGAAGAAUAAGGACGAGUCGCAGUCGUCGGCGGCCCAGGAGAACGGCCACGAGUCCAACGGCACGAAGCGCAAGGCGGAGGAGGCAGCCGAGACCGAAGACGCAUCUAAGAAGGCGAAGGUCUCUGAGGCGGCCGCCUAAGCUGUGGGUCUAAGUGCCCCUCGACUUGUUGCGUUGGUUCUCCGGUCCGCGCUGGUCGGAGUGUUUCUAUAUUACGAGUGUGUAUUGUACGACUAGGGUCAAUGGCUCUCUCGAGGUUCACGAGAAAUGGGUUGGGCUGGAUUUGGACGGCGG
This is a messenger RNA of Sodiomyces alkalinus F11, 1763 nucleotides long. RefSeq lists its product as hypothetical. Gene Ontology annotation, cellular component: nucleoplasm. The transcript has 4 exons. Gene Ontology annotation, biological process: CENP-A containing chromatin assembly; DNA replication-dependent chromatin assembly. Lineage: Eukaryota; Fungi; Ascomycota; Sordariomycetes; Glomerellales; Plectosphaerellaceae. Bases 132 to 1610 code for a protein of 492 amino acids. Gene Ontology annotation, molecular function: histone binding. The record is from RefSeq and is a predicted model, not a curated record.